UCUCUAUUAAAACUUUUCAGUUCUCUCUCUCUCUCUCUCUCUCUCUCCAUAUCAACGAUAGAGAGAUGGAUCCAGACGCAGUGGCCAAGGCUUUCGUGGAGCACUACUACACCACCUUCGACGCGAAUCGCGCGGGCUUGGUUUCUCUCUACCAGGAAGGAUCCAUGCUGACCUUCGAAGGGCAGAAGAUCCAGGGCUCUCAGAACAUCGUCGCCAAGCUCACCAGCCUCCCUUUCCAGCAGUGCAAGCACAACAUCACCACCGUCGAUUGCCAGCCCUCUGGUCCCGCCGGCGGUAUGCUCGUCUUCGUCUCCGGAAACCUCCAGCUCGCUGGCGAGCAGCACGCUCUCAAGUUCAGCCAGAUGUUCCAUUUGGUGUCGAAUCAGGGAAACUACUACGUGUUCAACGACAUAUUCAGGUUGAACUAUGCUUGAGGAAUGUGUUGGCAGGGGUAUUAUAUGAACCAUUCUUACAAAAGCCAAAAGAGACUCAUGGAAGUUCAUGUUGGGUUUUAGUAGAUUUGAGAACAUAAGCUUGUUUAUGGUGUUUUUGAAGUCUGUCUUUAUUUUAAUCAAUGGAAGGUCUUUUGUUACUUUGGUUCAGAUGACUCUGUGUUCACAUGAUUCAGUAAGUGCUUAUUGUUAAGGAUAAAACAAAAAGCUUAUUUGAAAGAUGGUUCUCUGUUGGAACCCU
Messenger RNA from Brassica rapa (field mustard), 693 nucleotides. RefSeq names its product nuclear transport factor 2A. Gene Ontology annotation, biological process: nucleocytoplasmic transport. Lineage: Eukaryota; Viridiplantae; Streptophyta; Magnoliopsida; Brassicales; Brassicaceae. The record is from RefSeq and is a predicted model, not a curated record.